Molecule: messenger RNA, 1465 nt
Organism: Musa acuminata subsp. malaccensis (wild Malaysian banana)
Lineage: Eukaryota; Viridiplantae; Streptophyta; Magnoliopsida; Zingiberales; Musaceae
Product: polygalacturonase
Biological process (GO): carbohydrate metabolic process
Molecular function (GO): polygalacturonase activity
Source: RefSeq, a predicted model, not a curated record
CCCUCUCUUCUGCAUCAUGGCGCAAACUUUCGGCUCUCUGCUUGCACUGCUACUCAUCUCCUACCUCUCCAUCACCAUGGCAACGGCGGCCUACAACGUGGUGGACUUUGGCGCCAAGCCGGACGGGCGCACCGACGCGGCCAAGGCGUUCCUCGCUGCAUGGGCGGCCGCCUGCGGGUCGAACCAGCCGGCGACGAUCAUCGUUCCGUCGGGCGGGUUCCUGGUAAGCCAGGCGCUCUUCAGCGGCCCCUGCAGUAACACCGGGAUGAGGAUGUUCAUCAAGGGGACCCUCAUGGCUCCCGCUGGUUACAGUGAUUCCACACAGUGGAUUACCAUCAAGUAUGUGGAAGGGUUGUCCAUCUAUGGCGGAAGGCUGGAUGGGCGGGGACAGGCCUUCUGGGCCUGCAAGAACGCUCGCCGGAGCUGCCCCUACGGUGCCACGUCAUUAACUAUUGGGCAGUCGAAGAACCUCUUGUUGAGUGGCAUAAGGCUGGUCAACAGCGAGCUCUUCCACAUGUCCAUCUUCGCUAGCAGUGGCAUCACACUGCAGGGUGCAACCAUCACAGCACCGGACGACAGCCCCAACACCGACGGUAUCCAUAUCCAGAUGUCUAGCUUCGUCACGAUCACCGGAUCGACCAUGAGGACCGGCGACGACUGCAUCUCCAUGGGGCCUGGUUCCACCGAUGUGUGGAUCGAGAAUAUCAAGUGCGGCCCUGGCCACGGCAUCAGCGUCGGAAGCUUGGGCGGCGAAGCACAGGAAGCCGGAGUGCAGAACAUAACGGUGAGGGCCGUCGAGUUCACGGGGACGCAGAACGGGUUGAGGAUCAAGACAUGGGCGAAGCCGAGCAAUGGCUUCGUGAAGGGGGUCACCUUCGAGCACGCCGUCAUGAAGAACGUCCAGAACCCGAUCGUCGUCGACCAGAACUACUGCCCCGGCACCGUGAACUGCCCCGGCCCGAGCUCAGGAAUCAAGAUUAGCCAGGUGAAAUUCAACGACGUCCAUGGCACAUCGGCGACCCAGGUGGCGGUGAAGCUCGACUGCAGCCCGAGCAACCCGUGCACUGGAAUCGAGUUGCAGGACAUCAAGCUCACUUACCAGAACGAGCGGUCCCUGUCCUACUGCAAGAAUGUGAAAGGGACUGCCUCAGGAGUUAUGAUCCCAUCCAGUUGCCUCUGAACCAUGGCGCCAUGGCAUUGCAUCAGAUAGUGUAUGCUACCAUAUAUUGUAUCUUUAGGCCGUCUCCAGCUGACUGGCCCCCGACGUUCACCGGAGUUGUGGUGAACGGAGCUGUCGCAGUUCUUGAGAGACUAGAUUUGUGUCUUAUGGUCAUGUUGUUUGUGGGAACAACAAAGAAAUCAAGCACUAUUUGCUAUGUGCCGCAGCAGAUGAAUUGAUUUCUGAUAUGUAAGAAAGGCUCCUCCGGAAUCUCAUAUUAGCAUCUAUUUACCCUCCUUUUCUCAA